Messenger RNA from Eptesicus fuscus (big brown bat), 1266 nucleotides. RefSeq names its product AMMECR1-like protein. The record is from RefSeq and is a predicted model, not a curated record. Bases 1 to 1266 code for a protein of 421 amino acids. Lineage: Eukaryota; Metazoa; Chordata; Mammalia; Chiroptera; Vespertilionidae. The transcript is spliced from 4 exons.
AUGGAGAUUCAUUUUUAUUUGGGGGGUGGGGUGGGGUGCCAUCCUGAGCAACUUAGGGUGCCUGGCAGUGCCUCCCCUCCCCUUAGACUCCACGUCGAGAUGGAUGGCAGCAACGGUCGGGAGAAUGUGUCAGACUUAACUCGGGGAGCGGGAAACUCUCCCGUUACACGAAUGAACCCCGCAUCGGGAGCUCUGAGUCCUCUUCCCCGGCCCAAUGGAACUGCCAGCGCCCCCAAGAACCAGGUGGUGACCCCAGAGAUGUGCUGCUACUGCUUCGAUGUCCUCUACCGUCACCUCCAUGGCUUCCCUCAGCCUCGACGGCCUGGAUUCCCCGAUGAGCCCUAUCCGCUCUUCGUGACGUGGAAGACGGGGCGGGACCAGCGGCUUCGUGGCUGCGUUGGCACCUUCUCUGCCAUGAAUCUUCACUCGGGGCUCAGGGAGUACACGCUAACCAGCGCACUGAAGGACCGCCGGUUCCCGCCCCUGACCCCAGAGGAGCUGCCGCCCCUUUCCUGCUCCGUCUCCCUCCUGACCAACUUUGAGGAAGCCAGGGGUUAUCUGGACUGGGAGGUAGGCGUCCAUGGGAUUCUGAUUGAGUUCAGCCACGAAAACGGUGUCAGAGGGGCGGCCACAUACUUACCGGAGGUCGCUGAGGAGCAAGGCUGGGAUCAGACCCAGGCAAUCGACGCCUUGCUCCAGAAAGGUGGCUUUCAGGCCCCCAUCACCAGGGAGUUCAGAGAAACGCUCAGGCUCACCAGGUACCGCAGUGAGAAGGUCACAGUCAGUUACGCAGAAUAUGUUGCUUCUCGACAGCACCGUCUCCAGAAUGGCCCUCUUCCUGCCCCAACCCUCUACAGUCACUGCUCCGGACACACGGCUGCAUUCAUUCAGGCCUCGGACCUGCACGUCCACCAUCGGAUCCACACGGGCCGGAAGCUGUACUGCUGCACCGUCUGCCAGGAGAGGUUCACCCACGCGUCCACGCUGCGCGGCCACGAGCGGGUCCACACCCAGGAGAGGCCGUUCCAGUGCGACGUCUGCCUCAAGAGCUUCAGCCACCGAGGGAACCUCAACGUCCACAUGCGCACCCACACGGGCCGGAAGCCCUACCGGUGUCCCCAGUGCGACGGGGCCUUCCGCCAGCUGGGCACGUUCCAACGCCACCGAAGGACCUGCCAAGGAGCGCCCCUGGGGCUCCGGGUCCCUGCUGACCCAGGAGGAAAGGACGGGUCCCCUCUGGUGCAGGAAUGGCCUAUGAGCCCUUAG